Messenger RNA from Trichechus manatus latirostris (Florida manatee), 4110 nucleotides. RefSeq names its product diacylglycerol kinase alpha (gene DGKA). Gene Ontology annotation, molecular function: ATP-dependent diacylglycerol kinase activity; calcium ion binding. Bases 1630 to 3834 code for a protein of 734 amino acids. Gene Ontology annotation, cellular component: plasma membrane. The transcript has 24 exons. Gene Ontology annotation, biological process: intracellular signal transduction; diacylglycerol metabolic process; lipid phosphorylation. The record is from RefSeq and is a predicted model, not a curated record. Lineage: Eukaryota; Metazoa; Chordata; Mammalia; Sirenia; Trichechidae.
CAGUCGGCUUCUGUAGAGGUUUAUAGCCUUGGAAACCCUAUGGGGCAGUUCUACUCUGACCUAUAUGGUCGUUAUGAGUUGGAAUUGACCCCACAGCAGUGGCUUUGGUUUAGUUUGGUUUAUGUACUCCAAAUUAUCUCAUAUUCCCUUGACCAUCAGAAUAGGCUCUGUGGCAUCCCAUUUAAUCAUAUCUGGAUAGUAUUCCCAAAAUAUGACCUCCCCAAUUUUAUACAACCAUUUGUACAGCCAGUAUUGAGCACCUACUCCAUGCCAGGCACUGUUUUAGGUAACGGGGAUCCACUGGUAAACCAGACUGACAAGUUCUUGCCCUUGUAGAAAUUAUGUUUUGCUGGGAGAAAGCAAACAGUAAACAAAGAAGCAGAUAAAUUAACAAGAUAAUUUCCCAUUGUGAUUAGUUCUAUGAAGGAAACAAAAGAAGGUACAGUGAAUGGCAUGAUCAGGAAAGUCUCUCAGAGGAGCUGACAUUUCAGCGGAGACAAGAAGUUGGACCUGCCAAACGUGGGGAAGAGGGUUCCAGGCAGACAGAACAGUAAAUCUCAUGGCCCUGAGGCAGGGAAGAACUUGGCGUGCUUGAGGAACAGAAAGGAGGCCAGUGAGAUUAUAAGGCAGGGUAUGAAGGAAAAAGUGGAACAAGAGGAAGCCAGAGAGACAGGUAAGGGCCCUGCCAUGUGGCACUUGAGCUGGAGCCUGUGCUCCUCCACUUAUCACCUGCUUUUGGAAGUCACCAGCCUCUCUGAGCUCCAGUUUCCUCAUCUGUAACAUGGGUAUGCCAGUAAUUCCUAUAUCACAGGAUCUGAUUUUGUUAAUACAAUAAUAACUACCAUUUAUUGCAUUUUGUUGUUCUUAGUUAGCUGCUUUCCAAUUCAUUCCAACUCAUGGUGACCGAAGGUGUUACUAGAACUUCUCCAUAGGGUUAUCUUGGCUGUAAUUGUCACCGUGAGUCAGAAUCCACCCAACAGCAACUGACAAAAAUCUUAAUGGAAGCAGAUCCUCGGGUCUUUCCUUCCGUGGUGCUCCUGGGUGAGUCCGAACCACCAGCCUUUAGGCUGGCAGUCUAGGGCAAACUGUUUGCGCCAUCUACCAACUGACUCGAAAGGAAUAGGUUUGUUUUUUAUACUAGGCAUUUUUCAUAAAUUAUUUUACUUAAUCUUCACCACUGGGAAAGACAGAUACCAUUCUCCCCAUUUUACACAUGUAACUUGUCCAAGGUCACAAAGUAGUAUCAGAGCUCAGAAUGGAACCCAGAUACGGCUGACCCUAGUUUUGUUUCACUCCAAAACCGCUGUGCUAUACUAACGUAAAAUUUAUAAUUAUUGUUAUUGCUGUUAUUGAAUUAUCAACGCAAAUCGCCUUCUGUGACUUGGCCCAUGGCCCAGUGGUUGAUAGGAUCCACGUGACGGCUCCUUCUUGGACCCUGGGUCCAACAGCGCAAACUUGGAGUUGCCUAAACACAGCUAACCUGGCAGCGUGGAGGGGAGACGCUGGCAUAGGAGACUCCUGCACUCAACUCCACCCUCCCAGGCCUGGGCCUACCCUCUGAAGUGCAAGUACAGGCUCAGGAGGCACUGUAAAAUCUCCUUUUUAACCAUUCUUAAGAAAAAUAUUAAGAUGGCCAAGGAAAGGGGCCUAAUAAGCCCCAGUGAGUUCGCCCAGCUACAAAAGUACUUGGAAUAUUCCACCAAAAAGGUCAGUGAUGUCCUAAAGCUCUUCUCCGAGGAUGGCGAGAUGGCUAAAUAUCUCCAAGGAGAUGCCAUUGGGUACGAAGGAUUCCAGGAAUUCCUGAAAAUCUAUCUGGAAGCGGAUAAUGUGCCCAGUAACCUGAGCCUGGCACUGUUUCGAUCCUUCCAGGCAGAUCACUGCUCAAAAGAGACUGUGCAUAAAGAAGUGGUGUGUCUCAGUGAUGUCUCCUGCUACUUUUCCCUUCUGGAGGGUGGCCGGCCAGAAGACAAGCUAGAAUUCACCUUCAAGCUGUACGACACGGACAGAAAUGGGAUCCUGGACAGCUCAGAGGUGGACAAGAUCAUCACACAGAUGAUGCGAGUGGCUGAAUAUCUGGAUUGGGAUGUGUUUGAGCUGAGGCCGAUUCUUCAGCAGAUGAUGAAAGAGAUUGACUAUGAUGGCAGUGGCUCUGUGUCCCUAACUGAGUGGCUCCGGGCUGGGGCCACCACCGUGCCACUGCUAGUGCUGCUGGGUCUGGAGAUGACCCUGAAGGACAAUGGGCAGCACAUGUGGAGACCCAAGAGGUUCUCCCGACCAGUCUACUGCAACCUGUGUGAAGCGAGCAUUGGUCUUGGCAAACAGGGACUGAGCUGUAACCUCUGUAAGUAUAUCGUUCACGACCGGUGUGCCAUGAAGGCCAUGCCUUGUGAAGUCAGCACCUAUGCCAAGUCCCGGAAGGACAUUGGUGUCCAGUCACAUGUGUGGGUGCGAGGAGGCUGUGUAUCCGGGCGCUGUGACCGUUGUCAGAAAAAAAUCCGGUCCUACCACAGUCUAACUGGGCUGCAUUGUGUGUGGUGCCACCUAGAGAUCCAUGAUGACUGCCUGCAAGCCACGGGCAAUGAGUGUGACUGUGGGCUGUUCCGUGAUCACAUCCUCCCUCCAUCUUCCAUCUACCCCAGCGUCCUGGCCUCUGGACAGGAUCGUAAAACUAGCAAAACGAGCCAGAAGAGCAUGGAAGACUUAAAUUCAGGCACUUCUGAGGCCCUGCGGAUUGACCCUGUUUCCAAUACCCACCCACUUCUUGUCUUCGUCAACCCUAAGAGUGGCGGGAAACAGGGGGAGAGGGUGCUUUGGAAGUUCCAAUAUCUACUAAACCCUCGUCAGGUGUUCAAUCUCCAAAAGGAUGGUCCUGAGCCAGGGCUCAAAUUCUUCAAAGAUGUUGCUGAUUGCCGGAUUUUGGUGUGUGGUGGAGACGGCACAGUAGGCUGGAUUCUAGAGACCAUUGACAAAGCCAGUUUGCCUGCUGUGCCUCCUGUCGCUGUGUUGCCCCUGGGUACUGGAAAUGAUCUGGCUCGUUGCCUAAGAUGGGGAGGAGGAUAUGAGGGACAGAAUUUGGGAAAGAUCCUCAAGGAUUUAGAGAUGAGUAAGGUGGUACAUAUGGAUCGAUGGUCCGUGGAGGUGAUACCCCAACAAACUGAAGAAAAGAGUGACCCAGUCCCCUUUCACAUCAUCAAUAACUAUUUCUCCAUCGGUGUGGAUGCCUCCAUUGCUCACCGGUUCCACAUCAUGCGAGAGAAGUAUCCUGAGAAGUUCAACAGCAGAAUGAAGAACAAACUAUGGUACUUCGAAUUUGCCACAUCUGAAUCCAUCUUCUCAACUUGCAAAAAGCUGGAGGAGUCUUUGACAGUUGAGAUCUGUGGGAAACCCCUGGAUCUGAGCAACCUGUCCCUAGAAGGCAUUGCAGUGCUGAAUAUCCCUAGCAUGCACGGUGGCUCCAACCUCUGGGGUGAUACCAAGAGGCCUCAUGGAGAUAGCCAUAUCAACCAGGCCCUUGGUGCUACAGCUAAAGUCAUCACUGACCCUGAUAUCCUGAAAACCUGUGUACCAGACCUAAGUGACAAGAGGCUGGAAGUGGUAGGGCUGGAGGGCGCAAUUGAGAUGGGCCAGAUCUAUACCAAGCUCAAGAAUGCUGGGCAUCGGCUGGCCAAGUGCUCUGAGAUCACCUUCCACACCACAAAAACCCUCCCCAUGCAAAUUGAUGGGGAACCCUGGAUGCAGUCACCCUGUACAAUCAAGAUCACCCACAAGAACCAGAUGCCCAUGCUUAUGGGCCCUCCUCCCCGCUCCUCCAAUUUCUUUGGCUUCUUGUGUUGAGGAAGAGAGCCUCAGCCUCCGAGCCAGCCUCGUACCCACCUCCGCGUCCCUGGACUCUCCACCCCGUAGGCUCUGUACAUUGCUGCCACACCCUCCUGCCCUGGCUCAGGGGAGUGUUCCUUCAGCCUCACAGUAUUUAUUAUCCUGCACCACCUCCACUACUUGCCAUGCACACAUGUGUACGCAUGUGCACGCACACGCACACACCACAAACACAUACGCUGAAAGUGCCUCCUCUGAAUAAAAUGACUUUUUCUCUCACUAGGCUAUCUGUUG